AGGAGGGCUUAGAAGGGAGCGCACUUCCUGUGCCCUUUCUCCCGGGAGCACCUGGGGCCCGGACCCUCGUGUGAAGGGUGCUGUCCCUAAACUGGAGCGCGGUACAGGCGGGCCGGCACCCGCUGCGGACCACUGGUGCCGCCGGCCUCAGGACCCAACAUGGCCCAGAACUUGAAGGACUUAGCUGGACGGCUGCCCUCUGGGCCCCGGGGCAUGGGCACGGCCCUGAAGCUGCUGCUGGGGGCCGGCGCCGUGGCGUACGGCGUCCGCGAGUCAGUGUUCACCGUGGAAGGAGGGCACAGAGCCAUUUUCUUUAAUCGGAUCGGAGGCGUGCAGCAGGACACCAUUCUGGCCGAGGGCCUUCACUUCAGGAUCCCCUGGUUCCAGUACCCCAUCAUCUAUGACAUUCGGGCCAGACCCCGAAAAAUUUCCUCCCCCACAGGUUCCAAAGACCUGCAGAUGGUGAACAUCUCUCUGCGGGUGCUAUCCCGACCCAAUGCCAUGGAGCUUCCCAGCAUGUACCAGCGCCUGGGGCUGGACUACGAGGAGCGAGUGUUGCCGUCCAUUGUCAACGAGGUGCUCAAGAGCGUGGUGGCCAAGUUCAACGCCUCCCAGCUGAUCACCCAGCGGGCCCAGGUGUCCUUGUUGAUCCGAAGGGAGCUGACAGAAAGGGCCAAGGACUUCAGCCUCAUACUGGAUGAUGUAGCCAUCACUGAGCUGAGCUUUAGCCGAGAGUACACAGCUGCUGUAGAAGCCAAACAAGUGGCCCAGCAAGAGGCCCAGCGAGCCCAGUUCUUGGUGGAAAAAGCGAAGCAGGAACAACGGCAGAAGAUCGUGCAGGCCGAGGGUGAGGCUGAGGCCGCCAGGAUGCUGGGAGAAGCUCUGAGCAAGAACCCAGGCUACAUCAAGCUACGCAAGAUCCGGGCAGCCCAGAACAUCUCCAAGACGAUCGCGACGUCACAGAAUCGUAUCUAUCUCACUGCUGACAACCUUGUGCUGAACCUACAGGACGAAAGUUUCACCCGGUGAGAGAUGUGGCCUUCACGUGGGGUGUCAACACAGAACAAGGCUGGAGUCUGGCCACUUGGGCUCUGGAGCCUGUUACCAGCUUAUUCAUGUGACCCUUGGAAACACCAUUUCUCUGAACCAAAGUUAGGAAAGUGGGUGGUUGAGAAUUCCAAACUUGAAUCUCACAGGAUUGAUUUUUGAGGUCAAAUAGAAUUAUUCAUGUAAAAAGCACUAUAAUUGUAAAGUUUUGUUUAGCUAAAAAGUGGUGAAAGAGGGUAUUCGGUAUUCAUACACCAGAGCUGUUCUGAGGGAAAGAAAGGAAGCAGAGGUGAGAAAUGGCAGUGGCCAAGGGAGCAUGUCUCUUCCUUUCCAGAGCCUGAGGUUCCCGGCUUCCAACAUGAUUGUCUUUCUUUCUUGGGAGCAAAGGAGGGUUUAGAGCUGGGUGGGGCCUGAAACAGUCCAAUCACAUGUACCUUUCUCUUGUCUUUGUGUUCCCUGUUCUUCUGGUGACCUGGCGUCCACAGGGGAAGUGACAGCCUCAUCAAGGGUAAGAAGUGAGCCUGGUGACCAAGAACUCUGCCCCCAGGGAGGAAGUGGAUCUGUUUCUCUGCUGGUUUUUGAGGAGCCAACUUGGGGCCCAGCACACCCCAUCCCGCCCCCACUAUCAUGUGAUGGUCCCUCUGCAUCUGUCCUCCCAGCCCUUCUUGGAUGAACAAAGACUGACCAUUUUCAGGGGAAUGACUUUCUUCCUGGUAUUGGCCAGGGGUGUUGGGACGCAGUGUGAUUUCUCAGUGAUUUCCUACAGCGUUGGUUCCUCCCUCGUGGUCAGGAGGCGAUAACCACCACCCCGGAGAUUCACAAUAAAUUUUUACUACUUAAAGCUGAA
Messenger RNA from Hippopotamus amphibius kiboko, 1894 nucleotides. It is a transcript of the gene PHB2, whose product is annotated as prohibitin 2. The transcript is spliced from 9 exons. Bases 160 to 1029 code for a protein of 289 amino acids. Gene Ontology annotation, cellular component: membrane; mitochondrion. The record is from RefSeq and is a predicted model, not a curated record. Gene Ontology annotation, biological process: mitochondrion organization. NCBI's taxonomy places the organism in Eukaryota, Metazoa, Chordata, Mammalia, Artiodactyla, Hippopotamidae.